CGUGAGUGCGGACCCCUGGCGCACUCUCCCUCCCUCGCGCCCGGCCGCGCGCGCGCGCUCUCUCCCCUUCUGCUGCUCUCUCCGCCAGGAGCCGCCGAACGAUGCGAUCGCUCGCAGCCAGCGCCGCCGCCGCCCAUUAGCGACCCCCCCUCUCCCCGCCUGCCUUCCAACAAAAACCCUCCCGCCAGAGCAGGAUCCACCCUUUCCCCUCCCCCCCACCGAGCCCUCUUCCUCCUCCAUCGGGAAGAGCUCAGCCUUUUCUGCACCAGCCCCAGUGCCUGCCUGCAGCCCGGCUCCCACUUGGAUGCAUUGAUUGCUAGAGGGAGAGGUAAAGGAGGGGAGGACAGCCAAGAAAGGAAAAAAGGGGGGGACGCAUUUGGUUGCCCAGAUUUUUUUUUCCCCCGGGGGGGUGAUUUUUUCCCCCUUUCCCUCGGAGUGUCUGAGAAGGGGGGAGGCGCCCGCCGAGAGGUGUUUUUUUCUGGGGGGCCAUCAUGGGAUGUACACUGAGCGCAGAGGAGAGAGCCGCCUUGGAGAGGAGCAAAGCGAUCGAGAAGAACCUCAAGGAGGAUGGGAUCACCGCCGCCAAAGACGUGAAAUUACUCUUGCUAGGGGCUGGAGAAUCUGGGAAAAGCACCAUUGUGAAGCAGAUGAAGAUCAUUCAUGAAGAUGGUUUCUCCGGAGAAGAUGUGAAGCAGUACAAGCCUGUGGUCUAUAGCAACACUAUUCAGUCCCUGGCAGCUAUCGUCCGUGCCAUGGAUACCUUGGGCAUUGAAUACGGUGAUAAGGAGCGAAGGGCUGAUGCUAAGAUGGUCUGUGAUGUAGUAAGUCGAAUGGAGGACACAGAGCCCUUCUCUCCAGAGCUGCUGUCCGCUAUGAUGAGACUCUGGGCAGAUUCUGGAAUCCAGGAGUGCUUCAACCGGUCCCGGGAAUAUCAACUUAAUGACUCUGCCCAAUACUACCUAGACAGCUUAGAUCGAAUCGGAGCUCCAGACUACCAGCCAACAGAGCAGGAUAUACUUCGAACCAGGGUCAAAACAACCGGCAUUGUAGAAACCCAUUUCACAUUCAAAAACCUCCACUUCAGGCUGUUCGAUGUGGGAGGUCAGAGGUCAGAACGUAAGAAAUGGAUCCACUGCUUUGAGGACGUCACAGCGAUCAUUUUUUGUGUCGCGCUGAGUGGUUACGAUCAGGUGCUCCAUGAAGACGAAACCACGAACCGCAUGCAUGAGUCUCUCAUGCUCUUCGACUCCAUCUGUAACAACAAAUUCUUCAUCGAUACCUCCAUCAUUCUCUUCCUCAACAAGAAAGACCUAUUUGCCGAGAAGAUCAAGAAAUCACCUCUGACCAUCUGCUUCCCUGAAUAUACAGGCCCUAACACUUACGAGGACGCAGCGGCAUAUAUCCAAGCACAAUUUGAAAGCAAAAACCGCUCCCCCAACAAGGAGAUUUACUGUCACAUGACUUGUGCGACGGACACGAACAACAUCCAGGUGGUCUUCGACGCUGUCACCGAUAUCAUCAUUGCCAACAACCUCCGAGGCUGUGGCUUGUACUGACACCUUCUCGUCCUGUAUAGCAAAGCAACUCCUUUGACCACUUCACGGACUCUCCUGUUGGCGUUCUCCUUACCGGUAGCAUGACCUUUUGGCCUUUUGCAUAAGACACAGCCUUCCUUACUGAGUCAAUGUAUAAUGUUCUGAACAUGGAAUGAUGGCUGUGUGUUUCCGUAGACUGCUGUAGAUCUGGUUUUAGCUGAGUCUUUACAUUUAGAAGCUAAAAGAUUAAAAAGGAAGAAAAAAAAAGAAAAAUGAAAAAAACCUUUUUUUC
Messenger RNA from Mauremys reevesii (Reeves's turtle), 1827 nucleotides. It is a transcript of the gene GNAO1, whose product is annotated as G protein subunit alpha o1. The transcript has 9 exons. Lineage: Eukaryota; Metazoa; Chordata; Testudines; Geoemydidae. The record is from RefSeq and is a predicted model, not a curated record. Gene Ontology annotation, cellular component: heterotrimeric G-protein complex. Bases 492 to 1556 code for a protein of 354 amino acids. Gene Ontology annotation, molecular function: G-protein beta/gamma-subunit complex binding; GTP binding; mu-type opioid receptor binding. Gene Ontology annotation, biological process: G protein-coupled dopamine receptor signaling pathway; adenylate cyclase-modulating G protein-coupled receptor signaling pathway.